Trichoderma harzianum CBS 226.95 is the source of this 705-nucleotide messenger RNA. RefSeq lists its product as hypothetical. Bases 1 to 705 code for a protein of 234 amino acids. Lineage: Eukaryota; Fungi; Ascomycota; Sordariomycetes; Hypocreales; Hypocreaceae. The record is from RefSeq and is a predicted model, not a curated record. The transcript is spliced from 2 exons.
AUGGCGGCUUCUUCUAACGCUAUGUGUUCCAUAUUUGAAGUUAUUGUGUCGCCGGCAUCAGGUGACUUGGCCCCCGAUGCAAGUGUCGUAGUUUUGAUAGGAGGAGACACUUCUGGUUGCCGUGGAGGUAAAGGUACUUCUGUAGUAGGCGUUGGACUUGUUGGAUAUAAUGCGUCAAAGGGUUCUAGAAUCGUUUCAUCCAGACGAUAUCGUUUUCAGCUGAAGGUGCCCAUAAGAUUUUGGCUCCUACCUGGUCACCGCGCAGUCAACCCAGCAUGGGCGCUAGUGUGGACGCAUACUGGUGAUGAUGGAAAGGAAGUGAACGAGAGUAUUGUAACCUCCAUCCACGGAAGCCAGGUGGACGAAAAACAUCUCAAUGCUUUCCUCGAAUCUGAGCCCCUUACAGAGAAACUGGCUCUGAUGCACGGCUUGAAAGAAAGCGGGCUAAUCGGAGUUCAAAUUGCCUUCGGGGCCAAGAGUGGGUUGGCGCUGUAUCGGAGGAUACAGCCAAAGUACUGGUUGGCGAACCAUGAUGCCCUAUUUACAUACAACGGUCUCUUAUAUAAGAGCGUGCAGCUUAACGAUGUUGGGCGAACGGUAGAUUGGGCCUUGGAGCAGGAGCAGAAAGUUAGCGGAGUGUAUUCGAAGGCAAUGAAGCCCAACUUUAUAAAAGCGGCUAAUGGAGAAUGUUUUGUAUUAGUAUAG